Molecule: messenger RNA, 2150 nt
Organism: Phyllotreta striolata
Lineage: Eukaryota; Metazoa; Arthropoda; Insecta; Coleoptera; Chrysomelidae
Source: the annotation of a GenBank genome assembly
AAUGUAUUAAUUUAUAUUAUGUAUAAAAAUAAAUUUUACAAUAAACAUUGCUGUAGGAAAUCUAUGAAGCUCCAGCAGUUUUCGUUCACCGAUAAAUUGAAUUUUUGAUAAUUCUGCAAUGUAAAAAUAUAAACAUCACCAGUAAAAAAUUUAACUGGAAAUAGUAAAAAUAUAAUUAUUAGCACAUUUUAAAUAAAUUAGUAAAUCUGGACGCACCAUGUACUCGUAUUGUUGUUUUUUAGUAUUUUUGUUCAAUAUUUGCCUUUGCGAGGAUAUAAUAAACAACAAACGUUUUCCCAGCGAUUUUAUAUUUUCUGUGGGAACCUCUGCCUAUCAAAUUGAAGGUGGCUGGAAUGAGGAUGGAAAGAGUCCCAGCAUAUGGGAUACUACAGUACACAGUAAUCCUGCGUUUAUAGAGGAUUCUUCUAACGGAGACAUUGCUUGCGAUUCUUACCACAAAAUCGAAGAGGAUGUAGCGAUUAUCAAAGAAUUAGGCGUCACUCAUUACCGGUUUUCCAUAGCCUGGACGAGAAUUCUUCCUAAUGGUAUCGGAGAAGUAAACGAAGCUGGAGUAGCGCAUUACAAAAAACUCAUAAAAGAACUCAAAAACAACGGUAUAUCUCCGUUUGUAACCAUCUUCCACUGGGACAUCCCUCAAGUCCUUCAAGACAUGGGCGGCAUCUUGAACUCGUCCUUCGUCUCGUGGUAUUCCGACUACGCCAGGGAGUGCUUCAACCGCUUCGGCGACGACGUUGGAUAUUGGAUAACCUUCAACGAACCCCAACAAAUUUGUACCGGAGGCUACGGCUCUGGGGUCUUUGCCCCAGCUGUCAAAUCCGAAGGCCUGCUGGAGUAUCUAUGUGCUUAUCAAGUGGUCAAAGCCCACGCCAAGGCUUGGCAUAUUUACGACAGUGAGUUUAGGAGUAAACAAAAUGGAAAAAUAUCAAUUGCAUUAGAUACUUUAGCUUUUGUACCGGCAUCUUCUAGUCCAUCUGAUAAAGAGGCAGCUAAUAGGAUGCUGCAUUUUACGUUAGGUUUGUAUGCUAAUCCAAUAUUCUUGGGAGACUAUCCAUAUGUAAUUAAGGCGCGAAUCGCUGCCAGAAGUGCUGCAGAAGGCAGAAACCGAUCGCGUUUGCCCGAAUUUACACAGGAUGAAAUAGAUUACAUUCGUGGAACUCACGACUUUUUCGGCCUGAAUGCUUACAGUGCCUUUGUAAUUGAAGCUAUUGAGGAUCCUCCCGUUCAGAAUCCUCCUAGUACUUGGCAGGACCAAGGGGUGAACAUCUACAUACCUUCUCAUUGGGAGGGCACUGCCCAGUAUCAUUUCGUGGUAGUUCCUUGGACAAUUAGACCAUUGCUCAAUUGGAUCAAAAAUACUUACAAUAAUCCCGGAAUAAUCAUCACAGAAAACGGUUACCCCAGCAAAGGAGAUAAGGAUGAUAGAAGGGAAUAUUAUAUUAGGGGAUAUUUAAGCUACAUUCGAGAUGCAAUGAUAGAAGAUGAUGUAUCUGUAUUGGGCUAUAGUGUGUGGAGUUUAAUGGACAAUUUCGAAUGGACAUUAGGGUAUACUUUGAAGUACGGUCUCUUCAAUGUGGACUUCAGCAGUGCAAACAGAACGAGAACGAUUCGUCCAUCUGGGGAAUUUUAUAAAAAAGUAAUCCAAACUAGGUGUCUUGUUGAGAAUUGCGUGGAGUAAAAAAGACAAAAUUUUAUAACUUCAUUAUGUUUCAUUCAUCCAUUACUUCAUUCACACAUAAAUGAAUUCUCGUUUAAAAAAUAAUACCCAACAGAUUGUCAAUUAAAAAUUUGAUUAAACAAAAAUAUUUCUCCUCAGUUCAAAUCUAUAAUGAUGGAGAUUUUGAAUUGUUUCAAUCAAUAUUCCAAAUAAGUUCUAUUAAGUGUAAAUAUACAAACCUAUUUCUCUUGGUCCGAUUUUAUAAUUAAACUCAAACGUGACAAAGUGAUUUUUAUUUAUUUAAUACUCCAGUAUACAGAAGUAAUCAUAGCUUUCCAAUUUAUUUACAUUUUUCCACAAGGCACCUAGUUUUACUCACUUUACCGUAGAAAAUCGACGAAGGCCUGGGAGUUCUCGUGCGCUUUAGCGUCUUGAAAUCUACUUCGUACAAACCAAAUUUCUGACUAAAAAUCAA